AUGAGCCGCAAGACUUUCGGCCUCGACGCCUCGGAUUUACCACAGGACCCAUACUAUCCCCAAACAGACCCAACAGGCCCUAGUUUCCUUGAUACAGAAGGAUGUCUCUGUGCUUUACAGGUGACACCUGCCGGCGGAGCCCCAGAACCAGCUUGGCAAUGCAUCGGAGACCAAAGCAAGGGAAGCAUCUACACAAUCAGAACCGGCAGAUGGUUCAACACACUCAAUGGGACCGGAAAUGCCAAUGGGCCCAUUUAUGAUGCUUCAAGUCCGCCGGAUAUCGAAAAGCCCAAAAGAUGGCUCUCUGGAGCGUUGCGAGACUCGCCGGGCAACGACGGGCUCAGUGUGUACGACAGCGCUUGCACUGGCAAGAAUAACACCAGAUUCUCGACCUCGUUCUACGAAGCAACGGCACAGAUCAUUGCAGGCCAGCAGCCAUAUAGUGCUGCGCCGUGUUACAGACAAGGGGCGGUUCCGAUAGAGAUUCAGACUGUGGACAGUUGGCAGGCUACUGGGUGCAGCCCGGGUUUUCUAUGUGAGAACAAUACUGUCAACUCAAUACCUCAGUACUGUCCACCGCUGGACGCAUGUCAAAUGGCAAGAUUAGCAUCGUUCACCUGCAAUUUUGGCGGCAAGAACGCUGGCAUGGGCCCUUUUGAGCCGGUUGUUUGUCAAGCUGGAAACUACUGCCCAGAAGAGAAUAACGGCAAGGUUUCUAUCGUCUGUCCAGCUGGCUCAUAUUGCCAGCCUGGAGCCGCAACCCCAACACCAUGUUCGGUUGGCAGCCGUUGCCCGGCAGGUUCUUCCUACGAGCUGUUUCUCAUCCCUCUCGCCAUCUUGAUCAUUAUCGAUGUUCUGAUGAUCGCCGGCAUGGUUAUUUACCGAUUCCGAAAGCGCCUUCGCGAUCAUCAAUCAAAUAAGAGCCGGAGACCAACUUUGAAGCGCGGCAUGAGCAGCAUGAAAGCUCAGAUCACGGGCUACAGGACACUUUCGGAAGAUACAGACCGCGAGAUGCUCCCAAUGAGCGCUACCUAUAUUCCCAACCGGACCGACUCCUAUGGAGGAGGAUUUCAAGCCGCCCUUAACCUCGAUUCCGAAGACUCAGUCAAUGUACGGCCAACGAGCGAGAUGCUCAAUCCUCAGCUGAUGGCGUUUGUCUCCUCGAUGAGGCGUGCGACUGAUGCAACCAAUCUUGGUCUCUCCUUCAGCUACUCUGACCUCAGUUUCCACCCUAAGAAGAGCUCCAAGAUGAUUCUUCAAAACGUUACGGGAUCCAUCGACCGGGGCACUUUGACGGCUGUCAUGGGCGGAUCCGGUGCCGGUAAGUCAACAUUUGUCAACGUACUCAUGGGUAAGACCAAGAACACCGGAGGCACAGUAGCUGUGAACAGCAGUCCAGACAAGUUGAAGCGGUACAAGAAGGUGAUUGGUUAUGUACCUCAAGACGACAUCGUGCUGCCGGAGCUCACGGUAUACGAAAACAUUGUCCAUAGCGCAAAGAUCCGCUUGCCUCAGACUUGGUCAACGGCUGACAUUGAGUCUCAUGUCGAUUCUGUCAUUGACUGCUUGGAACUCUCCCACGUACGCAACUCCUUAGUCGGUUCAGUCGCUGUACCUGUCAUUAGUGGUGGGCAACGCAAACGUGUCAGUAUCGGUAUGGAACUGGCUUCUGCACCAAUGGCGAUCUUCCUGGACGAGCCGACGAGCGGUCUCGAUGCAACUGCAGCUUCAUCUUUAAUGCGGACUUUGAAGGCAGUUGCGCGGCUGGGAAUCACCGUAAUCGUCAUCAUCCAUCAACCACGAACCGAAAUUUUUGAGAAUUUCGAUAACCUCAUUCUCCUCGGCAAUGGCCAGACUAUCUACGAAGGUCCCCAAGCUGAAGUGCAGGACUAUUUCGAGGGGCUCGGCUUCGGGUUCCCAAAGCACAGUAAUCACGGCGACGUGGUCACCGAUAUUAUUACCGGGAACGGUCGCGAUUACAAGCAAAUCGGGGAGAUUUCCAAAGACUCGCUCAUUUCAAAGUGGUCAGAUCACCGCCAGUCUCUCGCGCACAAGGAACGUCACGCUUCCUCCAUCAUGAGCAACAACGGCAUCUACGCCGCUAUCAAACAUCGCGGUGCACCGUUGUACAGACAGGCAUGGCUCUGCCUCCGCCGGGCCAUGCUUCAGCAGUACCGCACCAAAGCAGCUUUUUGGGCUGAGAUGGGUCUCGCGGCGCUCGCUGGAUUUCUCCUGGGCCUUGCCGAGCACUCGAAAAAGGGCAUCUUGUUUACUGGCACUUUCAAAGAGCCGUACUCGAUCUUGUCAACUGCUGUAGACUUCAAGUCCGCCCCUGAACUUGCUCUAUUGGUCUCCAUUGCUGUUGGUCUAGUGUCUGGUGCACCUGGCGUGAAGACUUUCUCAGAAGAACUGCUCGUGCAUCGGAGGGAGGCCGAAGCGGGACACAACAGACUAGCAUAUUUUCUUGCCAAGGUCGUCUCGGUCCUUCCCCGUAUGCUCUUUGGAUGUCUCCAUUUCACAACAUUCUUGUUCAUUCUCACGGUACCGGUGAUCAACUGGGGGCUUGCUUUCCUCACGAACUUCUUCUACUUUUACUGCAUUUACGGGCUGGCCAGUAUUGUCAGCAUGCUUGUCCGGCGAGAAGAUGCCCCCCUGUUUGCGACAAUGAUUAGUCUUAUCGUUGCAAUCUUGUCUGGUGCUGCUCCUCCACUAGCUAAAGUCAAGGAGUGGCACUUGGAAUGGCUUUGGCGCGCUUCACCCGGUGUCUGGUUAGCAGAGAUCUACUUUGGCCAGCUAGUCUCGCCUUUUGGGUACUUGUAUGAUGUCGAGUCUGCUGCAGCGGCGACUGGCUUCCAUUUGAAUUGGUUAUGGCGUAACAUGGGAGUUUUGGUUGGUAUUGGAACUAUCUACAGAGUGGUUGCAUUCCUUGCGAUGAUUUUCGGGCAAAGCCGGCGUAGAUAG
Messenger RNA from Colletotrichum costaricense, 2961 nucleotides. RefSeq lists its product as uncharacterized. NCBI's taxonomy places the organism in Eukaryota, Fungi, Ascomycota, Sordariomycetes, Glomerellales, Glomerellaceae. Bases 1 to 2961 code for a protein of 986 amino acids. Gene Ontology annotation, biological process: transmembrane transport. Gene Ontology annotation, cellular component: membrane. The transcript is spliced from 2 exons. Gene Ontology annotation, molecular function: ABC-type transporter activity; ATP hydrolysis activity; ATP binding. The record is from RefSeq and is a predicted model, not a curated record.